Messenger RNA from Carcharodon carcharias (great white shark), 1046 nucleotides. Its product is annotated as mucin-13-like. Bases 1 to 1017 code for a protein of 338 amino acids. The record is from RefSeq and is a predicted model, not a curated record. The transcript has 10 exons. Lineage: Eukaryota; Metazoa; Chordata; Chondrichthyes; Lamniformes; Lamnidae.
AUGAGUAGCACAAUUACACAACUGAAACGAGUUAAGAUUUCACUGGAGACAGACAUGACCAACAGUGAAACCAAAAUGAAAGACAAGGACAAAGUUAUGCUGCAGACAGAAAAAGAAGACAGAAAUAAGAUCAGAAAAUGCAAGACCUUUGGUGGAAAAUUGGUCUAUGCAAGAACAUUUGAAGCUGCCUUGAAUGAUAAACAGUCUAUAGAAUAUCAUGAUCUUCAAGAAAAAGUACACUCUUUUUUUAAUUCCUCAUUUGUGAACAUUACAGGCUACAAAACAACUUUAAUACUUGAAGUUAGGAAAGGGAGUGUCAUCAUAACAGUAACAAACACGUUUACUGAGAGUGCCAAUGUGACUGACGAAAAGCUUGAAGAAGCUAUAAAUAUCACUUUAAAGGCAAAUUCAGAAUUUUCAUAUAUACCUGUGCCUAGAUGCAAAAAGACGGAGUGUGACAAUAAGACUACUACAUAUUGUUUUCAGGCACCUACGGGAGCAGGAGCUGAGUGUGCUUGUAAAACUGGAUUUUAUAAAACAGACAAAUAUGCAACAACAUGCAAAGAUUCAUGCUAUUCAAACUGUAUAGGAAAGAAUAGACACCCUGUUCAACUCGACAAUGGUGAAUGCAAUUGUGGAUGUCUUGCGGGAUAUGAAGAAAAGAAUGGCCAAUGUGAAAGUUGUCCAUUUGGCUAUAGUGGAACAGACUGCAAGGAUGGCUUUCAACUCAUUGCUUUGGUGAUUGGUGUUAUAGGUGGAGUUUUGGUACUGAGUGUGACAAUUGGACUCAUUCAUACAUGUUUAAGACUAAAACACGUUAAAAGUGAUGAACAUGACAAACUCUUGGAAUCAGAUAUGCACACAAAAAGGCCUGAUCCAAUUAAGAUUCCAAGACCAAAUAUGGGCACCAACCAGACGGAAAGGCAUUGGGCGGAAUGGAGUGAAAUGGAUAACUACAGCAGUGGGUAUCAAAAUAUUGCCAUGGAUUUUAGCAAUGACAAGGGAAGGCGCCACUGAGCUGACUAAAAUAUUCUGAGAAAAUGAUG